This is a messenger RNA of Melanotaenia boesemani (Boeseman's rainbowfish), 3705 nucleotides long. Its product is annotated as atrial natriuretic peptide receptor 2. NCBI's taxonomy places the organism in Eukaryota, Metazoa, Chordata, Actinopteri, Atheriniformes, Melanotaeniidae. Gene Ontology annotation, molecular function: guanylate cyclase activity; natriuretic peptide receptor activity; peptide hormone binding. Gene Ontology annotation, biological process: cGMP biosynthetic process; protein phosphorylation; receptor guanylyl cyclase signaling pathway. The record is from RefSeq and is a predicted model, not a curated record. The transcript has 22 exons. Gene Ontology annotation, cellular component: membrane. Bases 276 to 3422 code for a protein of 1048 amino acids.
CAGGCUGUUACUGCGAGAACCGCCGCUGCUCAGGGAAACUCGCGUUGGGGAGUACAAGAAGUUAAUUUAACUUGGAUUUACGCAGCAGAGACGCAUGGCACAAACGCACCGGCUCCAGAGGAUGACUCCUUUACCUACUCCGUGUGACUUUUAAAGGAGAGAAAGAGGGAGACAGAUAGGGAGGAGGACGGGUACUUAUGGUUUGGAGGAACUGAGCUGUGUCCCCUCCAAACAGUGCGCUCUCCGUGUCCGUGCUUCGCCAUCUGUGAGGAGAAAUGGGAUGCAGAGGCGCGCUGGGAUGCUGCUUGUUCGCGGCGCUGUCUUGCUGCCUCCUCCGCGGCUGCAGAAGUAACAUAACCGUGGCAGUGAUGCUCCCAGACAACCACCUCAAGUACCCGUGGGCUCUGCCGCGCGCCUUUCCGGCCAUCCUCAUGGCGCACGAGGACCUGCAUGUUAAACACAAGCUGCUACUCGGCCGCACUAUCAACAUCCUCAACUACAGCACAGAGGACCCGGCCGCGGGCUCGUGCGCCGAGAGCCGGGCGCAGGUGUUGGCCGUGGACGCCAAGCUAUACGUCCGCCCGGAUGUUUUCUUCGGACCCGGUUGUGUGUACCCGCUUGCGUCCGUCGCGCGUUUCGCGUCACAUUGGAAGCUGCCGCUGAUCACAGCUGGAGGUCCCGCGUACGGCUUCCAUCAGGGGAUGGAGUACCGGACCAUAGUGCGCAGCGGGCCGUCCACCACAAAGCUGGGGGACUUCGCCAACGUCCUGCACACGCACUUCAACUGGACCUCGCGAGCCAUGGUCAUCUUCUACGACUUGAGGCAGGACGACCGGCCAUACUACUUUCUCUCGGAGGGGAUUUACUUAAACCUGAAGGAAGAGAUGAACAUCACGGUGGAGGCCAUGCCGUACAACGAAGAGAGGGAAUACGCAGAAGUCAUCACUUUCAUGAGAGACCAUGCAAGAAUCAUUUACAUCUGCGGCCCCCUGGAGACAUUCCUGAUCAUCAUGAAGCUAUUUCAGAGUGAGAUCCAGGACCCAGAAAACUAUGCUAUCUUUUAUCUGGACGUGUUUGCAGAGAGCUUGGCUGAUCAGAAACCGUGGAAGAACCCUAAGUUUGAAUGGGCCAAUCCCAUUGAGAUCUUUAAGUCUGUUUUCGUCAUAACAUACCGUCCUCCGGAUAAUCCAGAAUACAAGGAAUUUCAGAGGAAACUCCAUGCCAGAGCUCAAAGGGAUUUUGGUGUUCAUUUGGAACCAUCGUUGAUGGACUACAUUGCUGGUUGCUUUUACGACGGUUUUGUGCUAUAUGCUAUGGCCUUGGAUGAGACUUUGGCAGAGGGUGGGGCACAGAACGACGGUAUUAACAUCACAAUGAGGACGCAGAAUCGGUGUUUCUGGGGAGUGACAGGACAUUUUUCCACAGACGACAAAAAUGCCAGAAAUAUAGAUGUUGACCUGUGGGCAAUGACCAACCAGGAAACGGGAGAGUUUGGGCUUGUUGCCUACUACAAUGGAACCACUAAAGAGAUAAUUUGGUCCCAGACAGAGAAGAUCAAUUGGCCUGGUGGUGGCCCGCCACUGGAUAACCCACCUUGUGUCUUUUCCAAAGAUGACCCAUCCUGCAAUGAUGGUCAUCUGCCAGUUCUGGGUAUUGUAGCAGUGGGUUCUGGCUUAGCGCUCAUCAUUUUUGGAAUCUCCAGCUUCCUCAUUUACAGGAAACUAAAGCUGGAGAAGGAGCUGGCUGGAAUGCUGUGGAGGAUUCGGUGGGAGGACCUUCAGUUUGAGAGCCCCAACAAAUACCACAAACGAGCUGGCAGUCGGCUUACUCUCUCACAGAGAGGCUCCAGCUAUGGCUCCUUGAUAACUGCUCAUGGAAAAUAUCAGCUAUUUGCAAAAACUGGCUAUUUUAAGGGAAACUUGGUGGCCAUCAAGCAUGUCAAUAAGAAAAGGAUAGAGCUCACAAGACAGGUUUUAAUGGAACUCAAACAUAUGAGAGAUGUUCAGUUCAACCAUCUAACCCGGUUCAUCGGGGCCUGCAUCGACCCUCCCAACAUCUGUAUCAUAACGGAGUAUUGUCCCAGAGGAAGCCUGCAGGACAUUUUGGAGAACGAGAGCAUUAACCUGGACUGGAUGUUCCGCUACUCGCUGAUCAAUGACAUAGUGAAGGGAAUGAAUUAUCUUCACAACAGCUACUUUGGCUGCCAUGGAAAUCUGAAGUCAUCUAAUUGUGUGGUGGACAGUCGAUUUGUUUUAAAAAUCACAGAUUAUGGCUUGGCUAGUUUCCGCUCAUCCUGCGAAAAUGAUGACUCGCACGCACUCUAUGCAAAGAAGCUUUGGACAGCUCCUGAGCUACUCAUAUAUGACCACCAUCCUCCUCAAGGAACUCAGAAGGGUGAUGUGUACAGUUUUGGCAUCAUACUGCAGGAAAUUGCUCUGAGGAAUGGACCUUUCUAUGUGGAAGGCAUGGACCUCAGCCCUAAAGAGAUCGUACAGAAGGUGAGGAAUGGUCAGAAGCCGUACUUUCGGCCGACCACAGACAACAGAUACCACUCGGAGGAGCUGACCAUCCUGAUGGAAGGCUGCUGGGCCGAGGACCCUGCAGAGAGGCCCGACUUUGGCCACAUCAAGAUCUACAUGGCCAAACUCAACAAGGAGGGCAGCACCAGUAUUCUUAACAACCUGCUGUCCAGGAUGGAGCAGUACGCCAACAACCUGGAGAACCUGGUGGAGGAGCGAACACAAGCAUACCUGGAGGAGAAACGGAAAGCCGAAAACCUCCUCUAUCAAAUUCUACCACAUUCUGUUGCAGAGCAGCUAAAAAGGGGUGAGACGGUGCAGGCAGAGGCAUUCGACAGCGUCACCAUCUACUUCAGCGACAUCGUCGGCUUCACUUCCUUGUCUGCGGAGAGCACGCCGCUACAGGUUGUGACGUUGCUAAAUGAUCUGUACACAUGCUUCGAUGCCAUAAUCGAUAACUUUGAUGUGUACAAGGUGGAGACAAUCGGUGACGCCUACAUGGUGGUGUCCGGGCUGCCGGUGAGGAACGGCAAACUUCACGCCAGAGAGAUCGCAGGGAUGUCGUUGGCUUUGUUAGAGCAGGUCAAAACGUUCAAGAUCCGACACAGACCAAAUGACCAGCUGAGACUCAGGAUAGGCAUACACACAGGUCCAGUAUGUGCCGGUGUAGUUGGGCUGAAGAUGCCCAGAUACUGUUUGUUUGGAGAUACUGUCAACACAGCAUCCCGAAUGGAAUCCAAUGGAGAGGCCUUAAAGAUCCAUGUGUCCUCAGCUACCAAAGAAGUGCUGGAUGAGUUUGGCUACUUUGGCCUUCAGUUACGAGGAGAUGUGGAAAUGAAGGGCAAAGGUAAAAUGAGAACGUAUUGGCUUCUUGGGGAGAAGACUGAUGUGUAUGUUAUUUGAGAGGCCUGCUGAUCGCAUGGCAGCUGCAGCAGCAGUGGAGGCGACAGCAGAAGCUCCGAGCCACUACUUUAUUUGUUCUAGAAUAAGUCCUUAACCAUGAUUUCCCUGCAGAGGAAAGGUGAAAAAAACAAGCCCCUACGACAAAAACAGAGGGAGUUUCAGGUAUUUUUAUUACCUGCAUACUGUAACUGAAUAUAAGACAAAAAAAAAAGAAAAAGUUGUUUUUGUAUGAAGUGGGUGCUUUUCACAGAUAAAUUCUUAUUUUUUGUGCUUUCUAUAUUAA